Molecule: messenger RNA, 1090 nt
Organism: Bombus huntii
Lineage: Eukaryota; Metazoa; Arthropoda; Insecta; Hymenoptera; Apidae
Exons: 2
Coding region: 554-1090 (178 amino acids)
Source: RefSeq, a predicted model, not a curated record
GACAACUAUGCUCUUGUCACGACCGGCAUACUUCAAAUCCGACGGACUGACGACAGAGAUAAAGAUGUGGCGGCACUCGGCGACAAUGUAUAUCGCUGAAGUGCCUAAUGAACCAUCAACAUCCCAACGGUCCUUCCACCGAAGGUUCUAGAAGAAAGAGCACGUGGUAACGAUCGCGGACGCCUAGCAAAUGCAUGGACGGUGGGGAUGUUGAGGGACGACAAAAGAAAGUAAUCGGAUCCGAUCGAAAGUAAAAUCAUAAGAGUCAGUCUUAGAAAGUCACGCCUAGAGUUCGGAAGUAGAUUGUAAAGUGUAUUGAUGUUAGAAAAAAAAUAAAGUUUUCUUUUUUUUUAUUUUUUACCUCAAAUUCCUUUUUUUUAUUUUGUUAUUUUACGUGACAUUUUGGCGAUCCUGCCAGGAUAGUGAAAAGUGUUUGUUCGGAAACCAAAAGACAUUCAUCAUCUACGGAAGAUCGAAUUAUUUGGGACUACGGUCAUCCGCAACAACAAAGUAACUAUCACGAACCAAGUGAAGUAACAAUAAAAGCGCAAUAAUGUCUAAGGCAAACGAAUCUCAAACUUCAACCUCAACUGACCCAAUGUUGCGAGCAAUAUGGGACAGUAUUCAAAAACAGAACGAGAACAUUGCCCUUUUACGAGAGGAAAUGUUACGUUUGUCUAUGCAAAAUGACGAAGAGAACAGACACAGGGCAGCAGAAAUCGAGAAUCUCGGAAAAACCGUCGCAGCGCUACGGACUGGGUUCGGAUCCCCUGCGACCGAUGAAUUUGCUUCCAUUAUCACCGAAGACAAUGAAAGUGCGUCGACAGCAAUCAAUCGCACCGUGAAUAUGGCAAAAGCACGCAAACUCCCAGGGUUAGCAGCUCCAGACACCCCACCUGUCCACCUCGACAUCGAACAACCCGAGGUGGAAGAAAGAGGCUAUUUUCCGCCCGCUCCUCCCACUCUACGAGCUAAGGAUGCAAUACGCUACAUCCCAACGCUCAACGGAGAUGAUGAUGUAGGAGUUGAAGACUUCAUCAAAGAAGUGAGAAGUAUGAAGGAUCGCUGUAUGGAGCAGAUCUAUUGCUAA